AUGUCCAACCGAACAUUCGUAUCCGACUCCCUCCUUCGCCUAACCGGCGCCUCAGACCCAACAGUCAUCGACUUCGUACUCGCAACCGCGACAUCCGCGCGCUCACCCUCCGCACUCCAGGAUAAGCUCGCCCCGUUUCUAGAAGGCGAUGCCGGAGAGAUCGGCCAGUUUUGCACUGAGUUGUAUCGACGCGCUGGGAAGGGGGCGACGGGCGCUGCUUCUACCACAACGACGGGCUCGGGUGGUAAGGAUAGUGGGCGGAAUGGGGCUGGAAGUGGGAGUGCAUCGACAUCCACAUCGGCGGCGCGCGGGGAUGCGAAGAAGAGGUAUAUGCUGCUGGAUAUGGAAGAGGAGGACGGGGGUUCGUCGUUGGGGCCCAGAGAUGUUGAGAGAGAAAAGGAUAGGCGGAGGGAGAGAACUCGAGACAGGGGCAGAGACAAGGAGGAUAGGACCCGAGAAAAGGAUAAUAGAAGCCGGAAGCGCGAGCAUAGUGGGGACCGACAGCGUUCAAGAAAGUUGCGGCGGCGCGAUGUGGACGAUUUCGAGGAUCGAUGGGGCGACGAGGACAUUGUUGAAGAGGAGGAAGCAGAGGGAGAGGAGUUUGAGGAGUCGCCGGCGAAGAGGACAAGAUUGGAAGAUGGCUCUGCGUCGCCGCGGUCAACGACAAGUUCAGCGGAUCUAGACCCCGAGGAGCGCAAGGAACGGGACCGAAAACGAGACAUCGAGGAGCGAGAUGCGCUUGCGAAGCGGCUGGCGGACAAGGACAACAGCCGGUCGAAGAAGAUCGUGGAAGACCGGACGAAAGAUAGCGAAGCCGCGAGGCGGCGGAAGUUGGCGGACGAUUCGAAAGCUCGCGCCGCUGCGAUGCCUGACCUGCGAUUGCGCUCGCGACAGGAGUACCUCAAGAAGCGCGAGAUGGAGCAGUUGGCUCUGUACCGGAGGCAGGUUGCAGAGGAGACGCAAGAGUUGCGUGAGAAUCCGAACCUGACGCGGAAGGAGAAGGAAGAGUUUGCGCGGAACCGGGAGGUGCUUCGUCUCGCGGAGGAGCGGCUACGGAUCGACGAUCAUCGCGAUGGAUAUAUGAUGCCCGAGGAUUAUAUCACAGAAAAGGGCAAGAUUGAUCGGAAGAAGAAAGAGGAGGCACUGUACAAGCGCUAUGUGGAUCGCGACGAAAUGGGCCAGGAGAAAUUUGUUACGGAGCACGAAGAGUGGGAGCAGGAGCAGACAGCCAAGGCAAAGGCUCAGAUCAAUCGGGCGGAAUACGUGGACGAGGGAGACUACGAGUACGUGUUUGAUGAUUCGCAGAAAAUCAACUUCACUGUGGAUGCGCCGAUGAAGGGGACGCAGAGGCUCAUGACGCAGGAGCAGCGCGCACUGAAGGAGAAGCUUGACGAAGCGGAGAAGAAGGCUCAGACUAUAGAAGAGACCCGGAAGAAGCUGCCGAUUUACCAAUUCCGUGACCAGAUUAUCCAAGCAGUUCACGACCACCAGGUGCUGAUUAUUGUCGGAGAGACCGGAUCGGGUAAGACGACACAGCUUCCGCAGUACCUCCAUGAGGCCGGGUAUACCAAGAACGGGAUGAAGGUCGGCUGCACGCAACCACGUCGAGUUGCAGCCAUGAGUGUCGCGUCGCGUGUUGCAGAGGAAAUGGGCGUGAAAAUCGGUAACGAAGUCGGGUACUCCAUCCGAUUCGAGGAUAAUACAAGUGAUAAAACCGUGCUAAAGUACAUGACUGACGGCAUGUUACUGCGUGAGCUUCUCACCGAACCGGACUUGGGACAGUACUCGGCUUUGAUGAUUGACGAGGCGCACGAACGCACAGUGCCCACAGAUAUUGCUUGCGGUCUCUUGAAGGAUAUCGCAAAGGCUCGUCCAGACCUAAAGCUGCUCAUCUCCUCCGCGACGAUGGAUGCGCAAAAGUUCCAGAGUUACUUUGAUAAUGCGCCAAUCUUCAAUAUUCCCGGACGCAUGUACAAUGUUGAUAUCCACUACACACAGCAGCCGGAGGCCAACUACCUGGCUGCUGCAAUUACGACAGUCUUCCAGAUCCACGUGUCCCAAGGCCCAGGUGAUAUCCUUGUCUUCCUGACCGGACAAGAGGAGAUUGACGCCGCUGAACAGAGCUUACAAGAGACGGCGAGGAAGCUUGGGAAUAAAAUACCAGAAAUGAUUAUAUGUCCGAUUUAUGCCAACUUGCCAUCGGAUCUGCAGGCCAGGAUCUUCGAGCCAACGCCGCCCAAGGCGCGCAAGGUGGUCUUGGCUACGAAUAUUGCUGAGACCAGUUUGACGAUUAAUGGGAUCGUCUAUGUCAUUGACCCUGGGUUCGUCAAGGAGAACGUCUUCAACCCCCGGACAGGCAUGGAGAGCUUGGUGGUGACGCCUUGCUCACGAGCGUCGGCCAACCAGCGAGCGGGUCGAGCAGGUCGUGUUGGACCAGGAAAGUGCUUCCGCCUGUAUACCAAGUGGGCGUACUAUAACGAAUUGGAAGAGAGCACAACGCCAGAGAUUCAACGAACGAAUUUGAACAGUGUGAUUCUGAUGUUGAAAUCGCUUGGCAUCGACCAGCUUCUUGAGUUCGACUUUAUGGAUCCUCCGCCGGCGGAGACGAUUAUUCGGGCACUGGAGCAGCUGUAUGCCCUUGGAGCGCUGAACGAUCGUGGAGAACUCACCAAGAUCGGGCGACAGAUGGCAGAGUUCCCUACAGAUCCGAUGCUAGCCAAGGCGAUCCUGGCCGCAGACAAAUACGGGUGCGUGGAGGAAGUCCUCUCCAUCGUGUCGAUGCUCGGUGAAGCCAGCGCGCUAUUCUUCCGACCAAAGGACAAGAAGAUCCACGCCGACAGUGCACGAAACCGCUUCACUGUCAAAGACGGCGGCGACCACUUGACGCUCCUCAACAUCUGGAACCAAUGGGUCGACUCCGACUUCAGCUUCGUCUGGGCAAAGGAGAACUUCCUGCAACAGCGAAGUCUAACCCGCGCCCGCGACGUCCGCGACCAACUCGCCAAACUUUGCGACCGCGUCGAAGUCACUGUCAGCUCCGGCGGGUCAAACAACCUCAUCCCGAUCCAAAAGGCCAUUACGGCGGGUUUCUUCCCCAACGCCGCGCGUCUCCAGCGCGGAGGCGACAGCUACCGCACCGUGAAAACGGGGCAAACGGUGUACCUGCACCCGUCGAGUACGCUGUUUGAGGUGAACCCGCGGUGGGUGAUUUACUUUGAGCUGGUUUUGACGAGUAAGGAGUAUAUGCGCAGCAAUAUGCCCUUGCAGGCUGAGUGGCUGGUUGAGGUUGCACCGCAUUACUAUAAGAAGAAGGAUCUGGAGACGCUGGGGACUGAGAAGAAACCGAAGGGGCAGGGGGCGGCGGGAGAGAAGAGUCGCGAUUGA
Messenger RNA from Aspergillus calidoustus, 3384 nucleotides. The record is from the annotation of a GenBank genome assembly. Lineage: Eukaryota; Fungi; Ascomycota; Eurotiomycetes; Eurotiales; Aspergillaceae.